Messenger RNA from Drosophila persimilis, 2394 nucleotides. Its product is annotated as nose resistant to fluoxetine protein 6. Lineage: Eukaryota; Metazoa; Arthropoda; Insecta; Diptera; Drosophilidae. Bases 43 to 2322 code for a protein of 759 amino acids. Gene Ontology annotation, molecular function: acyltransferase activity, transferring groups other than amino-acyl groups. The record is from RefSeq and is a predicted model, not a curated record. The transcript is spliced from 6 exons.
UCCACGAGAUCGCAAACAGGAUCCACACACUCCCGCAGGAUUAUGGGACGUCUCCAUGUCCUGGCAGCAGCGCUGCCGCUGCUCCUGAUAGCGGCGGUAUCCGCUGAACCUUCGAACAACGACCUCCUCAGCGGCUACUCCACGCCAAUGGAGGGCAGCAUGGCCCACAAGUUCUUCGCUCUGGCCGCCGACCGGGCCAUCCUUGCCAAUGCCACCACCAGCCAAGUGUCGCGCAGCCAACGCGAUGGCGAUGAUGAGGAGGAUCAUCCCGUGUACGACGACGAUCUGUGCGACCGAGAUUUGAUCCGCAUCCGGGACGCCAUCGCCAACACCGAGGAAUGGGCCCUCGAAUUUCCUGACACUUGGGGCCGCCUGCCCAUGGGCCUGUUCUGGGGCCACACGAUCAGCAUGGGGCAGUACGAGGAGUGCGUAGCCGCCACCAACACCUACGGGGACGAGAUCCGCGGGCAGUACUGCCUGGCGACCCUGAACAUCACCAUGUUCUACAAGGAUGUCAAGAAACGAGGCGAAGAGUUCCAAUCAUCGCGCAUCAGCUACAAGCAGACCGAUCCCGAGAUCUUCGAGCUCGGCAUCUGCAUUCCCAGCACCUGCAAACCCAAGAAGACGGAUGCCCUGCUCAAGGAUGUGAUCAGCCACUUCUAUGGCGGCGAUGUCGUCGCUAUGGAUGUCGAUAUGGUCACCCAGACCCGAUGCAAAUACGAUGCCCCCAUCACACUGCGAGGCAUUGAUAUAUUUGCCAUCAUCUUCUUCUCGACAAUUGUGUUCUUUAUGAUUGCCAGCAGUGUCUACGACUAUAUACAGACCCGCAAAAAGGCUCCCAAGAGGCCACUUCUGAUCGCCUUCUCUGUGCUGCACAAUGCCCCGAAGAUCUUCACGGUGAAGAAGGUGAACAAUCCGAAUGUGAUCCACUGUUUGAACGGCCUUCGUUGCUUCAGCAUGAUGUGGGUGGUGUUCGGGCAUGGCUACAUGACUUUCUACGACCUGCCGCACAUCAAUCGGAAUAAAUUCUACACGUGGGUGGAGACCCCCUACUCGAUGCUCGUCCAGAACGGAUCCCUUUGCGUGGACACGUUCUUCUUCAUGUCCGGUCUGCUGAUGUGCUGGGGCGCCUUCCGUGAGCUGGAGAGAACGAAGGGCAAGCUGAACAUACCGAUGAUGUACUUCCAUCGGUAUAUUCGGCUCACACCGGUGGUGGCCGUUGUGGUGCUGUACAUUAUGUCGCUGUACAAGUACUCCGGCGAGGGACCCAUGUGGUUCAAGCUGGGCACCCAGGACAAGCGCUGCGAGGACUCCUGGUGGGCGACGCUCGUCUAUAUCCAGAACUAUGCCUACCCCUAUCACAUUUGCGUGUCACAAUCCUGGUAUCUGGCUGUCGAUACGCAGCUGUACUUCCUCUCGCCCCUGUUCCUCAUUCCGCUGUGGAAGUGGGGCAAGAAGGCCCUAAUACCCAUCUCGAUCUUCGGUCUGAUCUGCCUUGCCGGAACCUUUAUCACCUUCAUGCUGGAGGACUUCACCCUGUUCCGCGUGCAGGACGAUCAUGUGGAUCUGCGGCAGAAGAUGACAUACUAUCCCACCCACACGCGCAUACCCACGUGGCUGAUUGGCGUGAUCUUCGGCUAUUUCCUGUUCACCCGCAACCGCGGCCGCCAGAUCCCGCUGGCCAAGGUCUGGGUGGUCAUUGGCUGGACGGUGGCCUUCGGCACCAUGCUGGCGGAUAUGUGGGGUCCCUACUGGCGCAUUCUGCCCGGAACACCCAACUCGCCGCUGAUCGAGGGCGCCUUCUUCGAGCCGCUCAGCCGCUCCUCCUGGGCUCUGUCCAUCGGAUGGAUCGUGUGGGCCUGCUACAACGGACACGGUGGCCUUAUCAACGACUUCCUCUCGUGGAGCUUCUUCACAGGCUUCAGUCGUCUCACCUACUGCAUGUACGUCAUCCAUCGCAUCGUCCAGCUGGUGAAUGCCGCCCGCCUCCAGACCGACACCCAUUUCUCUAACUACGAUGCGAUUCUUCGCUGGUGGCAUGACUUUGGCAUCACCCUGACGGCCUCCAUAUUCGCGACGCUGGCCUUUGAGGCCCCCAUCCUGGGCAUCGAGAAGGCCAUCUUUGGUGGCUCCAAGGCGCCGCCCAAGAAGCCCUCGCCCGGCGAUCUGGCCAAGAGUGCCGCCCCGGAGGUCAAGGAAGCCGCGCCUACCGCCUCUGGCCCUGCUCCUGCCCCUGUCAGUGGAAGCCCUGCUACAGUGGAGACUGAGGCAGAGAUCACGCCCUCGCCCGGAAGCACCACCGAGGAGCUUUCAAAGGUUUAGAUCCCCUGAGCAGGGAACAGUGAAACAGCAAACACGAACCAAUUUUUUUUCUUGUAUUUAGUUAGUUUUAUU